UAACCGUUGCAACCACCCGUGCGACUCCGGAGCCCCCGGAACCCUACUCGCCCGACGCCGCUGCCUGGGACCUCCGCCGCCGCCUCCGCCGCCGCUACCGGCGAAGGUACUACUCUGCACAAUGGAUACGGAGCCAAGCCCCUUGAUUGUCCCCCCAGUUAGGGAUUGGUCUGAGCUUCCACUCGAUGCCCUCUCCACAAUUUUCAUGAAGCUUGGGACCAUUGAGAUCUUGAUGGGCGCAGGCCUUGUGUGCCGCUCCUGGUUGGUGGCUGCAAAGUCACCAGAACUGUGGCGCUUCGUGGAUAUGACACACCAUCAGAUGAUUUUCUCAAUGAAUGUUGGGCCAGAGACUUUGUGUGCAAUGGCCAAAGUGGCCAUAGAUCGCUCUGAUGGACGAAUGGAGUCAUUCAGGGCUCAGAUGUUUGUUACCAGCGAACUCUUGGAUUACAUUGUGAGCAGGGCCAAUUCAUUGAAGAGCAUACAACUUACGAAUUGCUUGUAUCUUUGGACCCACAAAUUGGGUAGGUUUGCAUCUCAAUGCCCCCUUCUGGAGGAGAUAGAGUUCUCGCACCAAAAAAUGCUACCAGAACUUAUCAGGCAUCUUGGUAGUGUGCACCCAAAUCUGAAGUGUCUAAGAAUUUCUCUACCAUCCGUUUACGAAGGCGGGGUACAUAGGGAAUAUGACGAGUCAUGGGAGGAAAUGAAAAAUGAAGAGGCCUUUGCCAUAGCAGAGAGCUUGCACGAGCUGCGGUUUCUUCAGAUGGCUGGCAGAUGCCUGUCCAACAAAGGAGUGUAUGCCAUCAUCAAGGGCUGCCCUCACCUCGAAUGCCUCGACAUCACCAAAUGUUGUGAUGUGGAUGUCGAUGAUAAACUCCGUGCUCGCUGCGCCAAGAUCAAGUGUGUCUUGUUACCCAAACAAAUGGGUUGGUCUUCACUUCCUGGAUCUUCAUGUCAAAUAGAGGACAAGGCAAAGACUACAAUCUCACCGUAGAGGCGAGACCUUCUAUGCAGGAUUAAUUUGAGCAAGGGUGUCUUAAACUCAGGCCUCUAAUUAAUUUGACUUCGAAUAGAAUAUCAGUUGAGUAUUUUAUGUGGUAUCCAACUAAUACAAUACCUAAAGUAGAUAGGUGCCAUAGCAAAGAUAUGGGAAAAUAUCCUCGCAUGUGAGGAUGUUCUAGAGAUAUUUGUACGCUCCUCAUUCUGGUCCAAGGUGGGGAGCGUUUACCUUGUAAUUGGACCACUCUUUCUCUCUUAAUACAAAGA
Panicum hallii is the source of this 1263-nucleotide messenger RNA. RefSeq names its product putative F-box/LRR-repeat protein 23. The coding region runs from base 122 to 991 and encodes 289 amino acids. The transcript has 3 exons. Lineage: Eukaryota; Viridiplantae; Streptophyta; Magnoliopsida; Poales; Poaceae. The record is from RefSeq and is a predicted model, not a curated record. Gene Ontology annotation, molecular function: protein binding.